GUAACAUCUAACCGAUAAUGUCAAAUUUUGACAUUUCUCUGAAGUGUUUGUUGAUGAAGUUGUUCUAGUUAUAUUAAACCAGUUUAAAACCAUAGUUUUUUAAGAUUUAUAAGGGCACAAUGUCGAAAAUCAACGAAUGUGACUUAUACGGAACCAAUUUCUCGACAGAGUCCAUGAAGGUGAUAGCGGAGAGCAUAGGAAUUGGCUAUUUGGGGGACGAUGCUGCCAAAGAACUAGCAGAAGACAUAUCCUUUCGAGUCAAGCACAUAAUUCAAGACGCCGCUAAAUUUAUGAACCACGCGAAACGUUCGAAACUGCUCCAAACCGACAUCGAUUCGGCGCUAAAAGUUAAAAACAUUGAGCCCCAAUACGGAUUCCAAUCCGCGGAGCCGCUACCGUUUAGAUUCGCCUCCGGAGGAGGCAGAGAACUGCAUUUCAUCGAAGAAAAGGAAGUCGAUCUCAACGAUUUGCUACACAAUAUAAACCCGAAGGCCCCGCUAGAAACCACUUUGCGAUCGCAUUGGCUGUGCAUCGACGGGGUCCAGCCUACGAUUCCCGAGAAUCCGCCACCUGUUGCAAAAGUUAUACAAAAAUUGGAGUCGGUCGAUCCGGUUAAAAAGAAACCUUUGAAGGAAACGGCGGGGAAACCCACGACCGGCAAACAAAAACUCAAAAAUAUCGAAACCGUGCAAAUCAAACAAUUAGCAACGCACGAAUUGUCAGUCGAACAACAAGUGUAUUAUAAAGAGAUAACAGAAGCCUGCGUUGGAUCGGACGAAGCGAGAAGAGCCGAGGCCCUUCAGAGCUUAGCCUCGGAUCCCGGUUUGCACGAAAUGUUACCUAGAAUGUGCACAUUUAUCAUAGAAGGAGUGAGAGUGAACGUUGUACAAAAUAACUUAGCGCUACUAAUCUAUUUAAUGCGAAUGGUCAAAGCCUUGUUAGAUAAUCAAUCGUUAUACUUAGAAAAAUACCUACACGAAUUAAUACCGUCUGUUACGACUUGUAUAGUAUCGAAGCAGCUCUGCAUGAGGCCGGAAUUGGACAAUCAUUGGGCGUUGCGCGACUUCGCGUCCAGAUUGAUGGCGCAGAUUUGCAAAAAUUUCAACACCAGUACGAAUAACAUUCAAACGCGCGUCACGAGGAUGUUCACCAACGCGUUGCAGCAGGAAAAAGUGGCUCUAUCUUCUCUCUACGGCGCCCUUCAAGGCCUAUCGGAACUCGGCGCUGAAGUUAUUCGAAUAUUUAUCCUACCGAGGGUCAAGAGCAUAGGUCAACGGAUUGAAACGAACUACUUGGAAGGGAAUUUGGUUUCGAAUAUGGAGAAAAUCGCUUCGAGUAACAUUAAAUCGCUUCUGAUUAAAGUACUGGCGCCUGUACUGAAAAGCAUCCGCAGCCCUCCGGAUAAUCUUGAAGAGUACAAACAGGAAUUCGGUUAUAUGGGGGUUUCAUUACAUUCGGCUGUAGUGAAAGCCAGAACGCAACCUACACCUGCUACGACAGGCUUCACGAAUAAUCCCAUAACCUGCAGUUCGACUAUUUCUCGAACCGUUAGCACACCUAGUGGAAUAAUUCAACAACAAACGUCUAGUGGCAGUCGAACGAUCGUAAUGAAUACCACACCGAGGGCGCAAAUGGCUCAAUCGAAUCAGAAAUUCGUGUUUGUGACGCAACGACCGCAGACUCCGAUGAGCUCGUCGCACCAGAUCCAACAGAACGCCCCCGCUGGGCAGAAUACGGUGGUGAAAUUCGUUUCAAAUACGAACCAGCAACCGAAGCUGGCCUCGCAGCAGAAAUUGGUGGUGGUGAAUUCGAACCAAGGCAACGUGCAGGGACAGAUCGCCGGCAGUCCGGGUAACACCGUGUUGAUUUCCAAGCAAAAUUUCGUCCAGCAACAGCAAUCCCCCAUUUUGGACGAUCUGUCGCAGUUGGUUUGAAUUUGAAGUUAGUUUUAAGGAUAAAUUUAGUAUUUUUAAUCGAUAUUUUAUAUUUUAUUAAAAUAAAAAUUUUAUCUGA
Phyllotreta striolata is the source of this 2013-nucleotide messenger RNA. NCBI's taxonomy places the organism in Eukaryota, Metazoa, Arthropoda, Insecta, Coleoptera, Chrysomelidae. The record is from the annotation of a GenBank genome assembly.